Drosophila ananassae is the source of this 1263-nucleotide messenger RNA. It is a transcript of the gene Gr10a, whose product is annotated as gustatory receptor 10a. The coding region runs from base 10 to 1245 and encodes 411 amino acids. Gene Ontology annotation, cellular component: membrane. The record is from RefSeq and is a predicted model, not a curated record. Lineage: Eukaryota; Metazoa; Arthropoda; Insecta; Diptera; Drosophilidae. Gene Ontology annotation, biological process: sensory perception of taste. The transcript has 3 exons.
UAAGCCGGAAUGACGGACCCGGACCCGGACGAUGAUGACCUGACCUUCUGGGAUCGGCACGAGUUCAAGUUCUAUCAGUACGGCCAUGUCUACGCCGUGAUCUAUGGCCAGGUGGUCAUAGAUUAUGUGCCCCAGAAGGCCCUCAAGCGGCCUGUUAAAGUGUUCCUCAUCUGCUACAGUCACCUGUUCAGCCUCGUCCUGAUCGUAGUUCUUCCGGGUUACUUUUGCUAUCAUUUCCGGACUCUGACGGACUCGGUGGAUCCCCGACUUCAGCUUCUGUUGUACGUGAGCUUCGCCAACACGGCCAUCAAGUAUGCCACCGUGAUAGUUACCUAUUUGGCGAAUACCGUCCACUUUGAGGCCAUCAAUCAGAAGUGCACCUACCGGAGGAUGCACCUGGAAAAGGAGUUCAAGAAGGCGCCCAAGGAGCCCAAGAUACCUUUUGAGUUUUUCAUGUAUUUCAAGUUUUGUCUCAUCAAUCUGAUGAUGAUUAUUCAGGUCUGUGGCAUCUUCGCCCAAUAUGGAGAAGGAGAAAAGGGCACUGUCAGCCAGGUGCGCGUCCAUUUCAGCAUUUAUGCCUUCGUCCUGUGGAACUACACCGAGAACAUGGCCGACUACUGCUAUUGGAUCAAUGCUUCAGUCUUGAAGUACUACCGGCAACUGAAUCUCCAGCUGGACCAUCUGCGACAGGACAUGGCGAACCUAAAACCCACCGGAAUGCUCCUACAUCGCUGCUGCGAACUGAGUGACCGCCUGGAGGUGCUGCGUCGGAGGUGCCAGGAGAUAAAGGACCUGCAGAAGGAGAGCUUCCGGAUGCACCAGUUCCAGCUAAUGGGUCUUAUGCUGAGCACUUUGAUCAACAACCUGACGAACUUUUACACUCUGUUCCACAUGCUGGUGAAGCAGUCGCUGGAGGACGUUAGCUAUCCGGUGCUGGUCGGCUCUUUUUACGCCACUGGCUUCUACAUAGACACCUACAUUGUGGCCCUGAUGAACGAGCACAUCAAACAGGAGCUGGAGGGCAUGGCCCUAACCAUGCGGAGGUUUGCAGAGCCACCGGAAAGGGAUGUGAGGCUCACCAGAGAGAUUGAACACUUCUCCCUGGAGCUUCUCAACUGCCAGCCACCCAUGUUGUGUGGCAUCCUGCACUUGGAUCGACGAUUGGUUUACCUAAUUGCCGUCACAGCCUUCUCCUACUUCAUAACUCUAGUGCAGUUUGAUUUAUUAUUGCGAAAAAAGUCAUAGAAACUCAGAAACUAAAAU